Molecule: messenger RNA, 3426 nt
Organism: Juglans regia (Persian walnut)
Lineage: Eukaryota; Viridiplantae; Streptophyta; Magnoliopsida; Fagales; Juglandaceae
Exons: 5
Coding region: 1-3426 (1141 amino acids)
Biological process (GO): telomere maintenance; DNA repair
Molecular function (GO): DNA helicase activity
Source: RefSeq, a predicted model, not a curated record
AUGGCUUUAGUCCAACGCUUUGGAAAACCGGACAUCUUUUUAACCAUGACAUGCAACCCAAGUUGGAAAGAAAUCUUAGAUGAAUUGGGUCCACAAGAAGAAGCACAAAAUCGUCCUGAUUUGAUUGCACGUAUCUUUAGAGCAAAAUUAGAAGAACUGAAGGAUGAAUUAUUCAAACGGGAGAUAUUUGGGAAAGUUUCAGCAUACGUAUACGUCAUUGAACAUCAAAAAAGAGGACUACCACAUGCACAUUUCUUGAUCAUACUACAAAGAGAUUGGAAAAUCUAUACUCCAGAAUCUUUUGAUGAAAUUGUAUCAGCAGAAAUACCUGACAGAGAAAGAAAUCUACAUUUACACAAGACAGUAAAAAGACAUAUGAUGCACGGCCCCUGUGGAGUACUGAAUCCGAACAAUGUGUGUAUGAAAGCAAAUGGCAGUUGUAAAAACCACUUUCCAAAAGGUUUUGUACCUAACACAACCGUUGGAAUCGAUUGUUUCCCACAGUACAAACGUUGUGAUAAUGGAAUGACUGUCAAAGUCAGAGGUAAAGAUUUAGAUAACCGUUGGGUUGUUCCACAUAAUCCAUAUCUCCUCGCAAAAUUUGAUUGUCACUUGAAUGUAGAAAUUUGCUCAACAAUCAAAGCAGUCAAAUACCUUUAUAAGUACAUUUAUAAAGGUCAUGAUCGUGUUGCUUUCAACUUGAUUCCUGGACAAAACAUCCAAGAUAUAGAUGAAAUCCAACAAUUUCAAUCAGCCAGAUGGAUCGCUCCACCAGAGGCUAUGUGGAGAAUAUACGGUUUUAUUCUUAAUGAAAUGCAUCCAUCAGUUUACAGUUUACAUCUACAUCUUGAAGAUCAACAUCUGGUAGCUUUUCAUGCACAUGACAACCUUAACAAUAUUCUGAGAUCUGAUUUUACGGCAAAAUCAAUGUUGACUGAAUUCUUUUCAACAAAUCAAACUAAUGAAAAUGCACGAAAACUACUGUACAAAGAAUUUCCUGAAGCUUUUGUUUGGAACCAACAACACAAAAUAUGGACUCCAAGAAAGAAGAAAACUGUUAUAGGCCGCAUUGUUACAGCAAGUCCAUUCGAAGGUGAAAGGUAUUACUUACGGAUAUUGUUAAAUCAUAUAAGAGGACCUUUAUCAUUUGACCACAUCAAAACAGUUGGCAACGUCACUGCACCAACCUUUCGUGAAGCAGCUACAUUACAUGGUUUGUUACAAAGAGAUACCAGUUUGCAAGAUUGUAUGCAAGAGGCUUCCUUAUACCAAAUACCACACAGUUUAAGACGGCUAUUUGCAACAAUUUUAAUAUACUGUAAUCCAACAAAUCCUAGAGAACUUUGGGAAUAUUUUGAACAAGAUAUGUCAAGUGAUUUCCAAACAAGUGUUGCAACAUCAGCAGAUAUUAGGACAAAAGUCUUACGGAGCAUCUCUUCUACACUUGAAUCGAUGGGAAAAGACAUAAACAUGUUUCAUUUAAUAGAACAUGAUGUCUCUUUUGAUCAGAACGAAACUGAAGCUAGAGAAAUAAAUGAUGAAUUUGCAGUUUCAAUACCAGAAGAAGAUCUUAUGGCUUCGAUGAGUCUUAAUUCUGAACAACAACACGCAUAUGAAUCAAUUUUGCAGAAAGUCCUUCUAAAUGAAUCUGCUGCAUUUUUUAUUGAUGGUCCGGGCGGAACAGGGAAAACAUUCUUAUAUAAAGCACUUCUCGCUACAGUAAGAUCAAGAAACUUAAUUGCUCUUGCAACUGCAUCGUCUGGUGUUGCUGCAUCUAUUUUACCUGGAGGUCGAACAGCCCAUUCACGCUUCAAAAUUCCAUUAGAUCUUGACAAAAAUAGUACUUGUUGUGUAAGCAAACAAAGUGCUCUUGCCAAAUUGUUACGUCUUGCAAAGCUAAUCAUAUGGGAUGAAGCACCUAUGUCUAGAAAAGAAUGUAUGCAAGCAUUGGAUAAAAUGUUACAAGACAUAACUGAUUCAAGAUUACCAUUUGGUGGAAAAAUUAUCGUAUUCGGUGGAGAUUUUCGUCAAGUCUUACCUGUGAUUCGGAAAGGCACAAGACAAGAAGAAGUUAAUGCCAGUUUAGCAUCGUCAUAUUUGUGGUCUACUUUAACUAAGAUUAGGUUGAGUGAGAAUAUGCGAGCAAGAUUCGAUCCAAACUUCUCAAAUUAUUUACUUCAGGUCGGAAAUGGAACAACACCAAUCACAAUUGAGAAUAAGAUCAAAAUUCCCAAUGAAAUGCUCAUUCCUUACAGAAAUGAUGUGGAGUCUUUAGAUGAUCUGAUCGAUGCAGUCUUCCAAGAUAUUGGCAGCUAUUCAGAAAAUUUAUCCGAAAUGACAAAUCGAGCUAUCUUGACACCAAAGAACAACUCUGUCGAUGAGAUAAAUACAAUACUUAUUCAAAGAUUUCCUGGUACAGUUACACAAUACUAUAGCUUCGAUGAAACGAUUGAUACAUCAGAACAAGGAAUCAUGGAGGAUUUUUUAAAUACAUUGACACCAAAUGGACUUCCACCUCAUGAGCUGUUAUUAAAAAAAAAUUGUCCCAUCAUGUUACUCAGAAAUGUCAAUCCUUCAGAAGGUUUAUGCAAUGGAACACGUCUUAUUUGUCGCAACUUUGAACGAAAUAUCAUUGAUGCUGAAAUUGCAGUUGGUCACCACACCGGAAAAAGAGGCAACCGACUACAAGCAACAAUUUUCGGCAAAGAUAUAGACCUACGUAAUGACAUGUUGCACAUCUUCCGGUCUUACUACAUCAGUAAUGCUUAUGUUAAGCCUUUAGAUCCCAGGCAUAGAAUUGAAGCGCAUGAAUACCAGUGGAUCUUAAAUUCAAGAACAAUCAUCGAAAACAUUCAAGAUAAUGAAGUGGAAUUACAACCACCAGAAUAUGAUAUUAUCCCAUUCACCAAUCUGCAUGAGUACAAAGACACUGGAACUGAAAUAGGUCUCUCUCUUUCGUCUCAACCAACAAGUGUAUUUACCUUAAAUCCUGUCAUCCCUGCUGCAACUCCAUUAUGUCAAUGCUGUCGAGCUUACAUCGAAGUUGACGAUGGUAAUGGACGACUAGGAGCUGUCAUGUUCGGUAAAAUCGCAGAAGAAGCUCUAGGUUGCACAGCAAUCGAACUAAUGGAACAUACAGGAGAGUUAUUCCCAACAGAGUCUGAUGAUGAAGUAGAGUUACAGUGGGCCGCAAUUGAAAGAUUGCCCACAUUUAAAAGGAUUAAAACAUCAUUAUUUGAUGAUCAGGAGCGUCUAAAUGGUAGCAAAACGGAUGAUCAUGAUGAUAAAGAUCAGGGUAAGCGGAUGAUUGAUGUCACCAGGCUUGGAGGUAUAGAAAGGCGCCUGUUCAUCGAGAAACUGCUCAGGGAACUUGAGGAAGACAAUCGUCGUCUCCUGCAUAAACUAAAAGAAAGAGUAGAUAGGUAA